Messenger RNA from Lymnaea stagnalis (great pond snail), 386 nucleotides. Lineage: Eukaryota; Metazoa; Mollusca; Gastropoda; Lymnaeidae. The record is from the annotation of a GenBank genome assembly.
CAUGAGAGUUCUGAUCAAAGUAACAACCCAGAACAUGAGAGUUCUGAUCGAAGUAACGACCUAGAUCAGGGCAAUGACAGCUCUAACCAAAUUAAAAUCCCAGAACAUGAAAGUGCUCGACAAACUAAGGGCCGAGAUCGUGAUAGCUUGUGUCGACAAACCGAUGACCCAGAUCUUAGUAUUGUUGGAUACAACGAUGACCCAGAGCAUAAGAUUGUUGACCAAACCGAUGGCCCAGAUCAUCGGCCGGCUUCCUGGUGGCAAAGAAUUUUGUUUGUAGCCUUCGAAUGUUUUACUUGGCUUUUAUUUUUCUAUUUUUUUGUUUCUUAUCUUUUACCUUUUGCUCUUCACAUUUAUUACGAAAAAUAAGCUGACACUAAUUAAAG